GACAGCGGCUCCGCGACGGCGGCGGUGAUAGCUCGCUCCUGCUGCAGCGGCCACGGCCCGGGCGCCGCGUUGGGGCCGGAUUGGGGCCAUGCUGGGCCGCCGGCGCCUCUUCGCCGUGGAGCCGCUGGGCGGCCGGGAUGGGGUUGGCGAGGACCUGACACAUGGUUGUGUAGUGCCUGGAGUCAUCAGUACGUACAGACAGAUCCCAGAUGUGGCUCCAGUUUGCUCAUCGGACUCCUGGAAGGGGCAAGACCCGCUGAGAGAUCCCCAGGGGCACGUGCCGCUUCUCAAACUGGCCUCCCAGGACUCAGGAGUGGAGAUGGCGGUUGGGGACAGCUCCCCGGCCACCUCACCCAGCUUUUCUCAAGACUCUCUGAACUUUGAGCCCCUGGGGAGCGCUGAGUCCCUGGCCCUUGGCGCCCUGGAGCCUCCUGCCCCCCUAAGCCGGCUUCUAGCCAGCCGUAAGUUGCAGCAGGUGCUGGAGCGCUCCCGCCGGUUCUCCGUUCCCCCCGCCAGCUUGUCACAGCGCUGCCACUCCCCAGAGCUGCCGCCUGGGUGUGAAAUGCCCCAUUCUGAAGCAAGGGGACAGGAGGCCACCGAGGCAGAGAGUGAUCCAGAGGAUGGCCUGGAACAAGCAGAGGUGGUGGAGGGCUUAGGGCCUGAAGCCUGCCCCGGCCUUCCAGGGCAGGGUCUUCGCUAUCUGGAACACCUGUGCCUGGUGCUGGAGCAGGUGGCAAAUCUACAGCGGCUCUGUCUGCAGCUUCAGACUCAGAGCGGCCCUGGGCCUCAGCCCUCUAGCCAGGCCCAGAGAGCCCGUCUCUCCUGUACACAGGAUCCUGAAGAGGAGGAGGAGACAACCCUGGCGCCUUCACCUCCGCCUUCUGACACCCCAGACAGUGAGGUGCACGGGCCGUGGGAACGGCUCAGCCAGACAGAGGAGACAGGAGCAAAAACAGCUUCACCCCCAAAGGUAGGGGCACCCAGUGCCAGCCCUCCCAGGCUGUCAGAGGCCCUGGCGGAGCCAGCUCACACCUUCUCAUCCUCCCAGGAACACAAGGGGGAUCGCUCCCACUGGAACAAAGUCAAGAUGCUGCUCAACCGGAUCAGGUGGGGCAGCCCUCGACCUACUGAACCUGCCACCUCUGCCGACGGUCCUGUGCCCAGUGAGUCCUGUGACCCAGCCCCCAGGAUUGCAUCAAGGGGCCUCCCUGAAAGGCCUCUGGGCCAUCCCCUCCAGAAGACCUUUAUGCCAUCAUCAGUGGUUAAGAAGAAACAAGACAAAAACCCCUCUGUACACUGAGGCCUCCUGGUGCAGGGACGGGACCCUGGUGGGGCGAGUGCGGUGAGGUCUCCUCGCCGGCUGCCCUGAUGCUGCUUCUGGGCGCUGCCAGAAAAAGCUGUGGAUGCUCUGUCUUCUCUCUGAACUCAGGCAAGGGCUGAGUCCUUCUCCUCUGAGCAGCCAAGGAGCCCUGGGUCCCUGAGAGGCCCCAAAGUGUAGCAGCUCUGGGGCUCCUCCUUGGUUGUCAAAAAUCCCUGGGCUUAGGCAAUGUGAACCUCACUGAUUCAUGGGGCAUCCAUGGGGGUGGGUUAGGCACAGUGAUAUGUCAGCACCCAGCGUGUCGUUGGGGACUGUGGGACCGUCAGUGUGGUGAACGGACUGGAUCCAGCUGUCUCUCUGGAAUCCUGCCCUCAUGGUGAGGUAACCACAGGAUGAUGCACAUGACCUUCACUCCUGAGUGGACAGUUACUGAUCUGAGUCCUGUCUUCUUCCUCAUACUCAAGUGGGCAGCCCUAGAACAGAGAAUGGCACUCUCUUGGCUGCCUCUGCCUUGAGUCUUGCCUGAAGACUGUACCAGGGAUGGGCGGGUCAAGUACAACACAAGGAACAGCAGAGUAAUCUUCAAGGUCUAUUCUCUGCUGCUUUACUGCUUACCUACAUCAUAGCUGAAACCAGAGGCCCAAAUUAGCAUUUAGACCUUGACAAAAUCGCUUAACUUUUCUGAGCCACAGCUGCCCACUUAAUCUCCCAAAUGGUAUAACGAUGCCUGCCUUGCCUACCUCACAGACUUGUUCUGAGGAUAAAGUGAAAUUAAGCUGCCUCAAAAUGCUUGGUGAAUGUUAAAUGAAUAGGAAAGGGGGUUGGAGGGAGGCUAGACUGGAGGGAUGAUGGUCAGAGGAUGAGGGGGAGUUGGGAUUGCUAAUGGGGACUAAAAUGGUCAGUGAUUAGUGGCAAGACUUUGAGCGAGUCAUUUGAGUCGCUCACAUAUCACAUCUGAGAAUUAGAACACUAACACCUGACCUGCUCAUUCCCCAAGAGUUGAUGUGAGGGCUAAAGAAAACGACUGUGAGAAUUCUUUGUAAAUGUAUACCUAAAUAUUGUGAAGGUUUAUCUUACUAUAUCACUUGUUUUGACUGAAAAAAUACACGCAACCUAAGGGACCUUUA
This is a messenger RNA of Dama dama (fallow deer), 2445 nucleotides long. It is a transcript of the gene C16H8orf58, whose product is annotated as chromosome 16 C8orf58 homolog. NCBI's taxonomy places the organism in Eukaryota, Metazoa, Chordata, Mammalia, Artiodactyla, Cervidae. The transcript is spliced from 7 exons. Bases 89 to 1300 code for a protein of 403 amino acids. The record is from RefSeq and is a predicted model, not a curated record.